CCUAUGCAGGUUCAUCAUUUCGAGGAAUAUGGACAUGGUCCUGGUGCCCCCACAGCAGUCCUGCCAGUUGAACCUGAGCCAUGGCAUCCAUUCCGAACUCAGAUCAACUUCGAAGUUGUGGAACUUGCCCUUGAAGCAGUGCUGACUCACCAGCAGAUGGAUUGCCUUCUCAACCUCAUCCAUCACAGCAAGUAUGAACAAGUCAUGCUUUGGAACCACAAAGACGUACAAGAUACGUGGGAUGCUGCUUCAUAUAAAUUAACACCUGUUUUUGUAAGGGAAGAGGUGGUAGUGCCUUUCCAGGGUAAUGAUCAGACAUUUCAACUAUUCCAUUGCUUGAUAUGGGACUGGGCAGUGGAUCUCCUUCAAGAUCCCCAAGUUGGUCUGCACUUUGUCUUUGAUGCUGAAUGA
Messenger RNA from Suillus subaureus, 411 nucleotides. RefSeq lists its product as uncharacterized. The record is from RefSeq and is a predicted model, not a curated record. The transcript has 2 exons. Lineage: Eukaryota; Fungi; Basidiomycota; Agaricomycetes; Boletales; Suillaceae. The annotation marks the transcript as partial.